This is a messenger RNA of Gavialis gangeticus (Gharial), 4892 nucleotides long. RefSeq names its product transmembrane protein 151B-like. Bases 1 to 1545 code for a protein of 514 amino acids. The record is from RefSeq and is a predicted model, not a curated record. Lineage: Eukaryota; Metazoa; Chordata; Crocodylia; Gavialidae. The transcript has 2 exons.
AUGUUGCAGCACAUGGUGUUGAUAAUUUGUGUCACUGACACAGAUUUCUCUCUCUCUCUCUCUCUCUCUGUCUUUCUCCUCCCCCCACCUCUGCCUUUGCUGCCUGAUUCCAAGCAACGCCCUGUCAAGCAGUCCUUGAGUGCUUGCAUGUGCAGAGAAUCCCACUGGAAAUGCCUCCUCCUCUCCAUCCUUAUGUACGGCUGCCUGGGUGCUGUGGCCUGGUGUCAGCUUGCCCGAGUCACCAAGCUCAACUUUGAUAGCUCCUUCAAAGGCAAGUCCAUGAUCUACCAUGACAGCCCAUGCUCUGAUGGCUAUGUCUAUAUCCCAUUAGCCUUCCUAACCAUGCUGUAUGCAGUCUACCUGGUGGAGUGCUGGCACUGCCAUGUCAAAAGCGAGCUCCAGUACAAGGCCGAUGUGGACAACGUCUAUGAAUGCAUCAAUCGCAUGCAACAAGCCACGCCGUGUAUCUGGUGGAAAGCCAUCAGCUACCACUUUGUGCGACGCACCCGGCAGGUGACCCGGUACCGUAAUGGAGAUGCUUAUACUACCACGCAAGUCUACCAUGAGCGAGUCAACACCCAUGUGGCUGAAGCCGAGUUCGACUACUCUCAUUGUGGAUACAAGGACAUCUCCAAGGAACUGCUGGGCCUGGAAUGCUACACAGCCACCAAGCUGAAGUUCACCAAAUGCUUCAGCUUUGCCAGUCUAGAGUCUGAGAACUCCUACUUGACCCAGAGAGCUCACUUUUUCACAGAGAUUGAGGGACUGGAUGACUACAUGGAAGUCAGGGAAGGUAUGCAGCUCAAAAAUGUAGAUUUCAAAGAGCUCAUGAUGGCGUAUGGGGAUCCAGACCAUCUCCCAUGGUACGUGUCCCACUAUACUUUCUGGGUGGCAGCUAUCUUGAUGAUAUCAUGGCCACUGAGAGUGCUUAUAGAAUAUCGGACUGCAUAUGUGCAUUACCAUGUAGAGAAGCUCCUUGGCCUUGAGUACACAGCACCGACCACAGCAGAGGAGCCCUUAUACAGGUAUCGCAUGCCCAGAGACAACACUCAGGACAGUACUGAACUGGAGUGGCAUAUCUGUACCAACCGGCAGCUGAUCCCCAGCUACUCAGAGGCCAUGCUAAUGGAUCUGACAGAGACCCCUGUGUACAACAGCUACUCUGUAUGCCAGUACAGUGAAAUUGCUCAUGGCUGUGAGCAGUGCCAUCAUACCUCCAGUACCUCCUCCAUCUUCUCUCGCCAUGCCUUCCACAGUUGUAGUGGGAACUCCCGGCUCUCCCUCAACACCAGCCGUUUCUCCUUGUGCCGCAUCCAUGGCUCCCACAGGACAGGCCUCUGGAGGAGUCGCAGCAGCAGUAUAGCAGACCGGGGCUGCCAUGAUGAACAAUGUUGCUCUUACUCCAGCCAGCUGGCCAUCAAUGAAAACCCACCAACCUACCAUGAUGCCCGUUUCUUCCCCGUGCUAAUUGUGCACAGGCCCGAAGGGCAUGACAGAAGGCACUUCUACAUUCGACGCUCAUCCUGCCUGGAGACCUCUCUGUGAUAGGACCCUAUGGGCUUUAGAGCUUCCCUCCCCUAAGGCUAGCUUAGCUCCAUGGCUCUAGUUCUGUUUGACAGAGGUGCUACUAACAAAGAAAACAUACAUAUCAAGGCACUGCAUAGUAGCUCCACAAGGCAAUCCUCUGAUUCUAAAUUCCUUCCCUGAUAGUGCAAGAAAAUAUGUAUCUUGUGUCCAAAGGCUACCUUCCCUCUAUUUCCCUACCACUUUGUCUGUAUCUCUAUUUUCUCCUUUCUUUUCUCUUCUCAGAAAACAACACCUUUCUAUUUUUCCCUUCUCAUUUCCAUCUCCAUCUCCAUCUUUCUCUCACAUUUCAGGUAAGAUACUUUAAACCACUAAAGCAAUCACCAUUUCAGGAUAUUAAAGCAUUUUGAAAAUACUGAUGUAUUUACCUUCCUCACUCUCUCAUAAGGUAGGAAGCUGAGGAACAGGGCAGUAAAAUGACUUUGCCAAAGGACACGCAGAAGUCAAUGGCAAAGCCAGAAAUAGAACUCAUGGCUGCAGACUCCUAGUCUCUUGCUGUAACCUCCAAAUGAGGCUAACCUUCCCAAAGCUCUUUCAGUUUCCUUCUCUUUUGCUUCCUCCUUCUCUUCUCUCUCUCCAGGCAUCUUUCUUUGGUCUUCUCUCAGUUUUGCUUCCCAAGUUGUUUUCAUUUUUUCAUUCCUUCCAUCACAGAGUCUAGGAGUUCUGGGUCUUGCCCUAUCAAAGUGUCCUUCUUGCUUUCAGAGUUACAGCAAGUAUAUCUUGGUCAGAAACAAUGAGUAUGCCACACAAGGGUAACUGACCACUUGUAUAAACAAAAAUCCUACUCCUGGGCUGAGCACCCAGAACUUUCACUGAAGGAUCAUACACCAAAAGAAAUUUACCACUAAAGGAAGAAAAAAUCAUCCUUUUCUCAUCAGUUUUUAUGUCUUGUCUUCUACCCUAUGAAAAUUUUACAAAUGUUUCUUAUUUUUGCUAACCCCAGUUCUGCACCAUCAAAUUCAGCAAAUUUAGGAGCACUAGGGUAGACCAGUUGGCACUACCAUUUUCAGCAGCAUGGCCCUGAUUCCCAGUUAUUCCAUUCUUAUACUAGCAUAGCAGUGAUGUGGCUGAGGCCAAUGUAGCCAUAGUUUUACUUUAUGUAGACCCUGUAUUCUGGAGCUGUUUGGAGGCAGAUUUACUGCACAGCGUACAUGGGAGUGACCCCAGAGUGACCCUGAUUUACAUUCUGCUCUGUGUGAGACCAGGGAACCCUUGCUAGCACUGUAUACUAGGCUGCACCUCUACUCUAUUUUUGCCGUGCCACUCCAAAACACCAACAUGUCUAUUACACCAGGGACUUGCAUCAAGGCUGCCAUUGAGCCCUUAUAUCAGUUCUACCUUGGCCAGAAGGCUUGCUGCAGGUGAUAAAUGGGUCUCAGCAUUAUGUAUACUAUUGGAUUGGCUCCCAUGUCAUCUUUUACUGCUCUGAGCAAGUGUCUUAACCACUAUUACAUUUAGAUCUAGUGACUCCUCAAUAACAGGCAGUCCAGUGUGGUGAACACCAGUGGUGCUGACCUGACACUGAGUACAGGAGAUGGGACUCUUAAGCCUAUCAGUGACACUCCUGCUCUCCCCACUUGGCAGUCAGUGUAUCUGAACUAUUUCCUAGCUCCAAGAGCCAAAGCAAAGGCUGUUGAUCCUUCUCAGGAACCAUUAAGGACCAUCUCAGAAUGCAAACCUGCGCCCAGUAAAGGGCUGUCACAUAGCACAUGAGCCUUUGAAACUUUGCACUGGGGAGGGUGGAUGUCUUGAUCAUUCCUGGUUUGCAGUGAAUAUCAGAAUACAAUACCAUAUCUUCCAAAAAAUGAAGUGUUUUAACCUUUAGGAUAAGUAAGUAAGAAACAAUGUCCUGUAUGGAAUUGUCAAACACUGCUUGCUCCCUGAUCAGCUUCUUAUAUAUCCACUUGUAAUUUGGAACGUGUAAAGUCUGGUUAGUAUGUGUAGAUUAUAUAGCUCUAUGUAUCUAUACAUAUAUAGUUAUUUCUUAUGGCAUUGACUGUUGCAUCACAUGCAAUACAUUUUCUUUUGGUUUAAUUAUUCUCUGUUUUGUAAUACUGCAUUUAUUUCAUUACAAGAGACGUAUGGAUUACUUUCACUUAUGCAACCCAAAUGUGACCUACUGUAAAUGAUGGUAAUUGCAAUCAGAAAGGUUGUUUUGGUCUGUAUGAGUUCAUUUAUUUAUGUAAUUUUUGUGUAAGUGCCUAUCACCUUGACAGCUAGACAUUAAAAGUUAAGAGGCAUACAUGAUGCUUUUAGCUUGUUAUUUUGACAAAAGGACUUAAUUUUCUGCUCAGAUAACUGGAGAAGAAAGGCCUGGGUUUGGAGGAAUUUUUAGCCAUAGACUUAUCCCAAAAUCCCAAAUCUGAGAAACCACAAACUUUGAAAAAACUCAGACCAAGAUCCACGCUCAGGCAUAGAUCUUGAACAAACCCCAAACCCAGAUAUGACCAACACCCCAGCCUAACAUCACUUAGGUCUCGGCAAAAUUUUGGAUUAGGUUGAGUCAGCUCUGAUCUUUUACAGCUCUGGUUUAUCCCUGUGUUUUUGUUUUGUUUUAGAUGGAGCACUUGAGAUUCUCUAAUGUGCUUCCCUUCCUCCUCUACACACACGCAUACAAAAUUAAACUAUGGGCAUAUGGAAAAUUUGAAUUGGAGGAGGCUGCAACUUCAGGAAACACAAGGACUGGAGGAGACAUUUCAACAUUGUUUCUGAUGGAAGUAGAUGAAGGAUAGAGAAAAUAAAACAUGAAAGAUAGGAAAGCAUGAUAGAGGGCAUAGCAAUUAAAAGAAAGGCAGGGAUUCAAAUAUGGAAAAAGAUAGCUCUCAAUGUACAAUCACAAUUCCACGAAGCAACAUAUAUCAUAAUUAUAAUUACUGGGUGUUUACCCUGUGACACAGUCAAAAUGGGGUUUAGUCUUAUACUGCAGCUUUGUCUCUGAACCACGUCUGUGUAAAGCUUUAGCACAGUCACUCUGGGGUUAUAGUUAAAAGAACUUUUUGUCCCAUCUGCAGUAUCAAACUGACUUGUGCCUCAACUGUGUUUAUGGAAAGUUGCAUUAUAAGUGGGUCUUCAGGUACUGUCCCUAUUUUAUAGUAUUUUUAUCUGAUGUGAACAAGCCUUAACAACCCCAUUAUUAUCAUGGGCAGGGCAGAUCGUGGGAGGCAGUUACUGCUAAGCCAACAUAUUUAACCUUUUCAAAGAAUAUGUUUGUUAGGUCUGUGCUACAUCUGCGAGAAUGUCCACCAACAGGUUUCCAACAACUUUCCUUCCCACGCUGUAAACAUGCCUUGGGGCAUAUAUUGAAAAUC